Molecule: messenger RNA, 3737 nt
Organism: Condylura cristata (star-nosed mole)
Lineage: Eukaryota; Metazoa; Chordata; Mammalia; Eulipotyphla; Talpidae
Gene: SLC9A7
Product: solute carrier family 9, subfamily A (NHE7, cation proton antiporter 7), member 7
Exons: 17
Coding region: 95-2116 (673 amino acids)
Biological process (GO): regulation of pH; sodium ion transport; proton transmembrane transport
Cellular component (GO): membrane; recycling endosome
Molecular function (GO): sodium:proton antiporter activity
Source: RefSeq, a predicted model, not a curated record
GCUGCUGCUGCCGCUGCUGCCGCUGCUGCUGGGUCGGGGGCUGCGUGCGGUGGCCGCGGCCUCCUCUGGGGCGGCGGCCGAGGACAGCAGCGCCAUGGAGGAGCUGGCCACCGAGAAGGAGGCGGAGGAGAGCCACCGGCAAGACAGCGUGAGCUUGCUCACCUUCAUCCUGCUGCUCACGCUCACCAUCCUCACCAUCUGGCUCUUCAAGCACCGCCGGGUGCGCUUCCUGCACGAGACCGGACUGGCCAUGAUCUACGGACUCAUUGUCGGUGUGAUCCUGAGGUAUGGCACCCCUGCCACCAGUGGCCACGACAAGUCACUCAGCUGCACCCAGGAAGACAGGGCCUUCAGCACCUUAUUAGUGAAUGUCAGCGGGAAGUUCUUUGAAUACACCUUGAAAGGCGAAAUCAGUCCCGGCAAGAUCAACAGUGUGGAACAGAAUGACAUGCUGAGAAAGGUAACAUUUGAUCCAGAGGUAUUUUUCAACAUUCUGUUACCUCCAAUUAUUUUCCAUGCUGGAUACAGUUUAAAGAAGAGACAUUUUUUCAGAAAUCUUGGAUCUAUUCUGGCCUAUGCCUUCUUGGGAACUGCUGUUUCUUGCUUCAUUAUUGGGAAUCUCAUGUAUGGUGUGGUGAAGCUCAUGAAGAUUGUGGGACAGCUCUCAGAUAAAUUUUAUUACACAGAUUGUCUCUUUUUUGGAGCAAUUAUCUCUGCUACUGACCCAGUGACCGUGCUGGCGAUAUUCAAUGAGCUGCAUGCAGACGUGGACCUUUAUGCACUUCUCUUUGGAGAAAGUGUCCUAAAUGAUGCCGUUGCUAUUGUGCUGUCCUCGUCUAUUGUCGCCUACCAGCCAGCAGGGCUGAACACACACGCCUUUGAUGCUGCUGCCUUUUUUAAGUCAGUUGGCAUUUUCCUGGGCAUUUUUAGUGGCUCUUUUACCAUGGGAGCUGUGACUGGUGUUGUGACAGCUCUAGUGACCAAGUUCACCAAGCUGCACUGCUUCCCCCUGUUGGAAACAGCGCUCUUCUUCCUCAUGUCCUGGAGUACCUUCCUCUUGGCGGAAGCCUGUGGGUUUACAGGCGUUGUAGCUGUCCUUUUCUGUGGAAUCACACAAGCUCAUUACACCUACAACAAUCUGUCAGUGGAAUCGAGAAGUCGAACUAAGCAGCUCUUUGAGGUGUUACACUUCCUGGCUGAGAACUUCAUCUUCUCCUAUAUGGGCCUGGCACUAUUUACCUUCCAGAAGCACGUUUUCAGCCCUGUUUUCAUCAUUGGAGCUUUUGUCGCUAUCUUCCUGGGCAGAGCUGCACACAUCUACCCGCUCUCCUUCUUCCUCAACCUGGGAAGGAGGCAUAAGAUCGGUUGGAAUUUUCAACACAUGAUGAUGUUUUCAGGUCUCCGGGGAGCAAUGGCCUUUGCACUGGCCAUCCGGGAUACGGCCUCCUAUGCACGCCAGAUGAUGUUCACCACCACCCUCCUCAUCGUCUUCUUCACUGUCUGGAUCAUUGGCGGAGGCACGACACCCAUGUUGUCCUGGCUUAACAUUAGAGUUGGCGUCGAGGAGCCCUCUGAAGAGGACCAGAGUGAACACCGCUGGCAGUACUUCAGAGUUGGUGUUGACCCAGAUCAAGACCCACCACCCAACAACGACAGCUUUCAAGUCUUACAGGGGGAUGGUCCAGAUUCUGCCAGAGGAAACCGGACAAAGCAAGAGAGUGCGUGGCUAUUCAGGCUGUGGUACAGCUUUGACCACAAUUACUUGAAGCCCAUCCUCACACACAGCGGCCCCCCAUUAACCACCACUCUCCCGGCCUGGUGUGGCUUGCUGGCCCGGUGUCUCACCAGCCCUCAGGUGUACGAUAACCAAGAGCCACUGAGAGAAGAAGACUCCGAUUUCAUCCUGACAGAGGGUGACCUUACCUUGACCUAUGGGGACAGCACAGUGACUGCAAAUGGCUCCUCAGGCUCCCACGCCGCCUCCAGGAGCCUGGAGGGUAGCCGGAGAGCGAAGAGCAGCUCAGAGGAGGUGCUGGAACGAGACCUGGGAAUGGGAGACCAGAAGGUUUCAAGCCGGGGCACCCGCCUAGUGUUCCCUCUGGAGGAUAAUGCAUGAUUUACCCCCCCCAAAAGCCCUGAAGCAAUGGGGGGGUAGGCCCACCGGUGGAGGGAGGUUGGCUGGAAGUUCAGUGUUGUCUGAGGAGGGGCAUUGACUGAAUGGAACUAAAGCUUCUGUCUAUUUUAUUGGGGUCUGAAAAUAAUCAUAACAAAGUUAACCCAAGAUGCAGAGGGUGGGGCUAAAGUGUCUCUCAAUGAAGUCAAAUGCAGACCUACUCCCACUUUUUCACAUAGUAGUGCGCUGUUCAGAGUCCAACCAACCAACAAACUAGCAUGCUUUCCUGGUCUCCUAAUCCGCUCACCUGCUGUGUCUGCCCAAGGUGUGGCAGGUGCUGGGGCCUCCUCCCAGGAGAGGCUUCGUGUCCACCCACAGCCAUGUGCAGUGGCAAGUUAGAGGAGGGAAGGCUACAAGGAUCACGAAGGAAGACAGUUGAGAUCAAACGUCCAUCCCAAAAAAGGUGAAAAGGUGUUGGAGUGGAAGCUCCAGCAGUGAGGGCUGCAUGGCUGCCACCUCGUGUCGGGACUCCCAUUUUCUUUUGCUCCUGUGUUUUCUCUAGACUGAAGACUGGAAAAUAUAUCCAGGAAUGUUUUGACAUGGGGGAAAUAUUCUCAUUCUUUCUCUGGAACUCUCUGGGAGGAAGAAGUUACUGAAAUGUAAAACCAAAGGCAAAAUAGUGUUACACUGUUGUGUUUGAAGUUAAUCUGAGGACGAGAAACAUUUAGCAGACGAUGAUGCUCUGAAGGCUACCACGUGGACUAAGGGUGUGAGGAGUGAUCCGCAGGACUGAGAUACCUACUGUGAGCUUAGAAAUGAUGCCCAACCUGGGGAAGAGAAUGCAGCAAGAAGCUGAAGAGGCAAUGGGCUAGUGUUCAGAGGGAUGAAAUCUCACUGAAAAAAAAUUAACUGCAAUGAAAACAUAAGAUAGUAUUCUGAAGAGUGAAAAAAUGCUCAAGAGUGAAAGAAUUCCAAAUGCUGAGCCAAUAAUAGAUGGGAUGUUGGUGGCCACACAGGGAAUCAGAAGCAAAUCAGUGGAAAGAAAAGCACUCUAAGACCAGCGGGAGGUUCUGUCUACUAUAUGACUCAGAAUCCACGUGGCUUGACCGUGGAUGCCAUGGAGAGAGGGCAUUUUCUUGGCACCUAGGUAGACUUGAUUGCACCAGCUUCUUGUAUGAAUGUGUAUGAAAUUUCAGUGUUUAGUUUGGGUUCUUUGUGGGUGAGAUAUUCUACCUGCCCACACCGGCAGUAGGAGAUCUAUGGAGAGAACUCUUGGAAACUAAAGUUUGAUGUACCCCCUAUGUCUCUGCUUCAGUGCUAGUAUAUUUGAAACCCCAAUUUCUUAAAAAUGCUUUCAUAACAUCCUGGACUUUUUUUUUUCUUCUUAAGGCAGACAAAAUAGUGGCUCAGUCUAGCACACCCAUAGUGAAAACAGCCAUUUAAUCUUAACUCACAUGUUCUUCUUAAAUAAUACAUUGCUUUGUGCUUUGUUUUUGAAUUGAUAAUUGGUGCAAGCCAAGAAAAAAUCUCCUUAGGUUGAGUUGUAUGAAAUUGUUCAUAUUCAAUUACUUAAACAGAAAUGACAGUUUCAUAUGGUUCGGUAUAAUAAACUGAAUGAUUUUUA